AUGAUGUCAGCAUUGCAUUAUCACUUUAUUGCUGGGUCAUAUAUUGGUUGCACCUUGAUGCUGGUUGUCACUUAUCUCGUUAUAUACGACUUUUAUGAUGAGAUGUUCGAGUUUUACGAGAUGGUACAGGAAGAUCUUCGAAUCUUUGAGGUGAGUUCGAGUCCAGAUUGACC
Molecule: messenger RNA, 173 nt
Organism: Cylicostephanus goldi
Lineage: Eukaryota; Metazoa; Nematoda; Chromadorea; Rhabditida; Strongylidae
Source: the annotation of a GenBank genome assembly